GGCACUUUAAAGUGUUAUGCGUGGUUUCGCGUUUGGGCUGACGAAAAGGCAAAUAGCAAUUGGAACACAAUAAAUCCCAGGAGAGCUGGAGCGUUAAAUAUGGGUGGAAAAAAUCAGUACGAAGGUAAAGAGAACAAUCACAAUAAAACAUCUGAACAUAUGACAUCAAAUAAAAAAUUCAUAUUGAAAAAUUCGCAUUCGACUACUCUCAACAGAAAAAGUGAACCUACACCGCAGACGAAUGAACAUAAUAUCGACUUUAGUAACAACAAAGGAAAUAUACAACAUAAAAUAGCAAAUUCAUCACAACAAGUAAACAAACACAAAAACAGUCAUACAGCCAGGACUGAAAAGUAUACAUCGUCGAAUUCGGACUCUGAUUCUAGUGAUGACGAGCAGCCGGCGAGUAAGAAGCCUGCGUCGUCGAGUUCCGACUCGGAUUCGAGUGAUGAGGGUAAUGCUGGAUCAGCGAAGAAGCCUGUUGGUGUAGUUGUUAGUGGUGUUAAGACAGGGAUGGGAGUUGUCCCACAAGGUGCUGCUGCUCAGUCUGUGCAGAAGAAGAAAGUUGCGGCCGCUCCGUCGAGCUCGGACUCUGAUUCUAGUGAUGACGAGCAGCCGGCGAGUAAGAGGCCUGCGUUGGUGAAGGCGUCUCCAUCUGUGGGCAAGGCUGUUAGUGGUGUAGUUGCUGGUGGUAAGAAGGUGGUCGGGAAGCCUGCGUCGUCGAGUUCCGACUCGGAUUCGAGUGAUGAGGGUAAUGCUGGAUCAGCGAAGAAGCCUGUUGGUGUAGUUGUUAGUGGUGUUAAGACAGGGAUGGGAGUUGUCCCACAAGGUGCUGCUGCUCAGUCUGUGCAGAAGAAGAAAGUUGCGGCCGCUCCGUCGAGCUCGGACUCUGAUUCUAGUGAUGACGAGCAGCCGGCGAGUAAGAAGCCUGCGUUGGUGAAGGCGUCUCCAUCUGUGGGCAAGGCUGUUAGUGGUGUAGUUGCUGGUGGUAAGAAGGUGGUCGGGAAGCCUGCGUCGUCGAGUUCCGACUCGGAUUCGAGUGAUGAGGGUAAUGCUGGAUCAGCGAAGAAGCCUGUUGGUGUAGUUGUUAGUGGUGUUAAGACAGGGAUGGGAGUUGUCCCACAAGGUGCUGCUGCUCAGUCUGUGCAGAAGAAGAAAGUUGCGGCCGCUCCGUCGAGCUCGGACUCUGAUUCUAGUGAUGACGAGCAGCCGGCGAGUAAGAAGCCUGCGUUGGUGAAGGCGUCUCCAUCUGUGGGCAAGGCUGUUAGUGGUGUAGUUGCUGGUGGUAAGAAGGUGGUCGGGAAGCCUGCGUCGUCGAGUUCCGACUCGGAUUCGAGUGAUGAGGGUAAUGCUGGAUCAGCGAAGAAGCCUGUUGGUGUAGUUGUUAGUGGUGUUAAGACAGGGAUGGGAGUUGUCCCACAAGGUGCUGCUGCUCAGUCUGUGCAGAAGAAGAAAGUUGCGGCCGCUCCGUCGAGCUCGGACUCUGAUUCUAGUGAUGACGAGCAGCCGGCGAGUAAGAAGCCUGCGUUGGUGAAGGCGUCUCCAUCUGUGGGCAAGGCUGUUAGUGGUGUAGUUGCUGGUGGUAAGAAGGUGGUCGGGAAGCCUGCGUCGUCGAGUUCCGACUCGGAUUCGAGUGAUGAGGGUAAUGCUGGAUCAGCGAAGAAGCCUGUUGGUGUAGUUGUUAGUGGUGUUAAGACAGGGAUGGGAGUUGUCCCACAAGGUGCUGCUGCUCAGUCUGUGCAGAAGAAGAAAGUUGCGGCCGCUCCGUCGAGCUCGGACUCUGAUUCUAGUGAUGACGAGCAGCCGGCGAGUAAGAAGCCUGCGUUGGUGAAGGCGUCUCCAUCUGUGGGCAAGGCUGUUAGUGGUGUAGUUGCUGGUGGUAAGAAGGUGGUCGGGAAGCCUGCGUCGUCGAGUUCCGACUCGGAUUCGAGUGAUGAGGGUAAUGCUGGAUCAGCGAAGAAGCCUGUUGGUGUAGUUGUUAGUGGUGUUAAGACAGGGAUGGGAGUUGUCCCACAAGGUGCUGCUGCUCAGUCUGUGCAGAAGAAGAAAGUUGCGGCCGCUCCGUCGAGCUCGGACUCUGAUUCUAGUGAUGACGAGCAGCCGGCGAGUAAGAAGCCUGCGUUGGUGAAGGCGUCUCCAUCUGUGGGCAAGGCUGUUAGUGGUGUAGUUGCUGGUGGUAAGAAGGUGGUCGGGAAGCCUGCGUCGUCGAGUUCCGACUCGGAUUCGAGUGAUGAGGGUAAUGCUGGAUCAGCGAAGAAGCCUGUUGGUGUAGUUGUUAGUGGUGUUAAGACAGGGAUGGGAGUUGUCCCACAAGGUGCUGCUGCUCAGUCUGUGCAGAAGAAGAAAGUUGCGGCCGCUCCGUCGAGCUCGGACUCUGAUUCUAGUGAUGACGAGCAGCCGGCGAGUAAGAAGCCUGCGUUGGUGAAGGCGUCUCCAUCUGUGGGCAAGGCUGUUAGUGGUGUAGUUGCUGGUGGUAAGAAGGUGGUCGGGAAGCCUGCGUCGUCGAGUUCCGACUCGGAUUCGAGUGAUGAGGGUAAUGCUGGAUCAGCGAAGAAGCCUGUUGGUGUAGUUGUUAGUGGUGUUAAGACAGGGAUGGGAGUUGUCCCACAAGGUGCUGCUGCUCAGUCUGUGCAGAAGAAGAAAGUUGCGGCCGCUCCGUCGAGCUCGGACUCUGAUUCUAGUGAUGACGAGCAGCCGGCGAGUAAGAAGCCUGCGUUGGUGAAGGCGUCUCCAUCUGUGGGCAAGGCUGUUAGUGGUGUAGUUGCUGGUGGUAAGAAGGUGGUCGGGAAGCCUGCGUCGUCGAGUUCCGACUCGGAUUCGAGUGAUGAGGGUAAUGCUGGAUCAGCGAAGAAGCCUGUUGGUGUAGUUGUUAGUGGUGUUAAGACAGGGAUGGGAGUUGUCCCACAAGGUGCUGCUGCUCAGUCUGUGCAGAAGAAGAAAGUUGCGGCCGCUCCGUCGAGCUCGGACUCUGAUUCUAGUGAUGACGAGCAGCCGGCGAGUAAGAAGCCUGCGUUGGUGAAGGCGUCUCCAUCUGUGGGCAAGGCUGUUAGUGGUGUAGUUGCUGGUGGUAAGAAGGUGGUCGGGAAGCCUGCGUCGUCGAGUUCCGACUCGGAUUCGAGUGAUGAGGGUAAUGCUGGAUCAGCGAAGAAGCCUGUUGGUGUAGUUGUUAGUGGUGUUAAGACAGGGAUGGGAGUUGUCCCACAAGGUGCUGCUGCUCAGUCUGUGCAGAAGAAGAAAGUUGCGGCCGCUCCGUCGAGCUCGGACUCUGAUUCUAGUGAUGACGAGCAGCCGGCGAGUAAGAAGCCUGCGUUGGUGAAGGCGUCUCCAUCUGUGGGCAAGGCUGUUAGUGGUGUAGUUGCUGGUGGUAAGAAGGUGGUCGGGAAGCCUGCGUCGUCGAGUUCCGACUCGGAUUCGAGUGAUGAGGGUAAUGCUGGAUCAGCGAAGAAGCCUGUUGGUGUAGUUGUUAGUGGUGUUAAGACAGGGAUGGGAGUUGUCCCACAAGGUGCUGCUGCUCAGUCUGUGCAGAAGAAGAAAGUUGCGGCCGCUCCGUCGAGCUCGGACUCUGAUUCUAGUGAUGACGAGCAGCCGGCGAGUAAGAAGCCUGCGUUGGUGAAGGCGUCUCCAUCUGUGGGCAAGGCUGUUAGUGGUGUAGUUGCUGGUGGUAAGAAGGUGGUCGGGAAGCCUGCGUCGUCGAGUUCCGACUCGGAUUCGAGUGAUGAGGGUAAUGCUGGAUCAGCGAAGAAGCCUGUUGGUGUAGUUGUUAGUGGUGUUAAGACAGGGAUGGGAGUUGUCCCACAAGGUGCUGCUGCUCAGUCUGUGCAGAAGAAGAAAGUUGCGGCCGCUCCGUCGAGCUCGGACUCUGAUUCUAGUGAUGACGAGCAGCCGGCGAGUAAGAAGCCUGCGUUGGUGAAGGCGUCUCCAUCUGCGGGCAAGGCUGUUAGUGGUGUAGUUGCUGGUGGUAAGAAGGUGGUCGGGAAGCCUGCGUCGUCGAGUUCCGACUCGGAUUCGAGUGAUGAGGGUAAUGCUGGAUCAGCGAAGAAGCCUGUUGGUGUAGUUGUUAGUGGUGUUAAGACAGGGAUGGGAGUUGUCCCACAAGGUGCUGCUGCUCAGUCUGUGCAGAAGAAGAAAGUUGCGGCCGCUCCGUCGAGCUCGGACUCUGAUUCUAGUGAUGACGAGCAGCCGGCGAGUAAGAAGCCUGCGUUGGUGAAGGCGUCUCCAUCUGUGGGCAAGGCUGUUAGUGGUGUAGUUGCUGGUGGUAAGAAGGUGGUCGGGAAGCCUGCGUCGUCGAGUUCCGACUCGGAUUCGAGUGAUGAGGGUAAUGCUGGAUCAGCGAAGAAGCCUGUUGGUGUAGUUGUUAGUGGUGUUAAGACAGGGAUGGGAGUUGUCCCACAAGGUGCUGCUGCUCAGUCUGUGCAGAAGAAGAAAGUUGCGGCCGCUCCGUCGAGCUCGGACUCUGAUUCUAGUGAUGACGAGCAGCCGGCGAGUAAGAAGCCUGCGUUGGUGAAGGCGUCUCCAUCUGUGGGCAAGGCUGUUAGUGGUGUAGUUGCUGGUGGUAAGAAGGUGGUCGGGAAGCCUGCGUCGUCGAGUUCCGACUCGGAUUCGAGUGAUGAGGGUAAUGCUGGAUCAGCGAAGAAGCCUGUUGGUGUAGUUGUUAGUGGUGUUAAGACAGGGAUGGGAGUUGUCCCACAAGGUGCUGCUGCUCAGUCUGUGCAGAAGAAGAAAGUUGCGGCCGCUCCGUCGAGCUCGGACUCUGAUUCUAGUGAUGACGAGCAGCCGGCGAGUAAGAAGCCUGCGUUGGUGAAGGCGUCUCCAUCUGUGGGCAAGGCUGUUAGUGGUGUAGUUGCUGGUGGUAAGAAGGUGGUCGGGAAGCCUGCGUCGUCGAGUUCCGACUCGGAUUCGAGUGAUGAGGGUAAUGCUGGAUCAGCGAAGAAGCCUGUUGGUGUAGUUGUUAGUGGUGUUAAGACAGGGAUGGGAGUUGUCCCACAAGGUGCUGCUGCUCAGUCUGUGCAGAAGAAGAAAGUUGCGGCCGCUCCGUCGAGCUCGGACUCUGAUUCUAGUGAUGACGAGCAGCCGGCGAGUAAGAAGCCUGCGUUGGUGAAGGCGUCUCCAUCUGUGGGCAAGGCUGUUAGUGGUGUAGUUGCUGGUGGUAAGAAGGUGGUCGGGAAGCCUGCGUCGUCGAGUUCCGACUCGGAUUCGAGUGAUGAGGGUAAUGCUGGAUCAGCGAAGAAGCCUGUUGGUGUAGUUGUUAGUGGUGUUAAGACAGGGAUGGGAGUUGUCCCACAAGGUGCUGCUGCUCAGUCUGUGCAGAAGAAGAAAGUUGCGGCCGCUCCGUCGAGCUCGGACUCUGAUUCUAGUGAUGACGAGCAGCCGGCGAGUAAGAAGCCUGCGUUGGUGAAGGCGUCUCCAUCUGUGGGCAAGGCUGUUAGUGGUGUAGUUGCUGGUGGUAAGAAGGUGGUCGGGAAGCCUGCGUCGUCGAGUUCCGACUCGGAUUCGAGUGAUGAGGGUAAUGCUGGAUCAGCGAAGAAGCCUGUUGGUGUAGUUGUUAGUGGUGUUAAGACAGGGAUGGGAGUUGUCCCACAAGGUGCUGCUGCUCAGUCUGUGCAGAAGAAGAAAGUUGCGGCCGCUCCGUCGAGCUCGGACUCUGAUUCUAGUGAUGACGAGCAGCCGGCGAGUAAGAAGCCUGCGUUGGUGAAGGCGUCUCCAUCUGUGGGCAAGGCUGUUAGUGGUGUAGUUGCUGGUGGUAAGAAGGUGGUCGGGAAGCCUGCGUCGUCGAGUUCCGACUCGGAUUCGAGUGAUGAGGGUAAUGCUGGAUCAGCGAAGAAGCCUGUUGGUGUAGUUGUUAGUGGUGUUAAGACAGGGAUGGGAGUUGUCCCACAAGGUGCUGCUGCUCAGUCUGUGCAGAAGAAGAAAGUUGCGGCCGCUCCGUCGAGCUCGGACUCUGAUUCUAGUGAUGACGAGCAGCCGGCGAGUAAGAAGCCUGCGUUGGUGAAGGCGUCUCCAUCUGUGGGCAAGGCUGUUAGUGGUGUAGUUGCUGGUGGUAAGAAGGUGGUCGGGAAGCCUGCGUCGUCGAGUUCCGACUCGGAUUCGAGUGAUGAGGGUAAUGCUGGAUCAGCGAAGAAGCCUGUUGGUGUAGUUGUUAGUGGUGUUAAGACAGGGAUGGGAGUUGUCCCACAAGGUGCUGCUGCUCAGUCUGUGCAGAAGAAGAAAGUUGCGGCCGCUCCGUCGAGCUCGGACUCUGAUUCUAGUGAUGACGAGCAGCCGGCGAGUAAGAAGCCUGCGUUGGUGAAGGCGUCUCCAUCUGUGGGCAAGGCUGUUAGUGGUGUAGUUGCUGGUGGUAAGAAGGUGGUCGGGAAGCCUGCGUCGUCGAGUUCCGACUCGGAUUCGAGUGAUGAGGGUAAUGCUGGAUCAGCGAAGAAGCCUGUUGGUGUAGUUGUUAGUGGUGUUAAGACAGGGAUGGGAGUUGUCCCACAAGGUGCUGCUGCUCAGUCUGUGCAGAAGAAGAAAGUUGCGGCCGCUCCGUCGAGCUCGGACUCUGAUUCUAGUGAUGACGAGCAGCCGGCGAGUAAGAAGCCUGCGUUGGUGAAGGCGUCUCCAUCUGUGGGCAAGGCUGUUAGUGGUGUAGUUGCUGGUGGUAAGAAGGUGGUCGGGAAGCCUGCGUCGUCGAGUUCCGACUCGGAUUCGAGUGAUGAGGGUAAUGCUGGAUCAGCGAAGAAGCCUGUUGGUGUAGUUGUUAGUGGUGUUAAGACAGGGAUGGGAGUUGUCCCACAAGGUGCUGCUGCUCAGUCUGUGCAGAAGAAGAAAGUUGCGGCCGCUCCGUCGAGCUCGGACUCUGAUUCUAGUGAUGACGAGCAGCCGGCGAGUAAGAAGCCUGCGUUGGUGAAGGCGUCUCCAUCUGUGGGCAAGGCUGUUAGUGGUGUAGUUGCUGGUGGUAAGAAGGUGGUCGGGAAGCCUGCGUCGUCGAGUUCCGACUCGGAUUCGAGUGAUGAGGGUAAUGCUGGAUCAGCGAAGAAGCCUGUUGGUGUAGUUGUUAGUGGUGUUAAGACAGGGAUGGGAGUUGUCCCACAAGGUGCUGCUGCUCAGUCUGUGCAGAAGAAGAAAGUUGCGGCCGCUCCGUCGAGCUCGGACUCUGAUUCUAGUGAUGACGAGCAGCCGGCGAGUAAGAAGCCUGCGUUGGUGAAGGCGUCUCCAUCUGUGGGCAAGGCUGUUAGUGGUGUAGUUGCUGGUGGUAAGAAGGUGGUCGGGAAGCCUGCGUCGUCGAGUUCCGACUCGGAUUCGAGUGAUGAGGGUAAUGCUGGAUCAGCGAAGAAGCCUGUUGGUGUAGUUGUUAGUGGUGUUAAGACAGGGAUGGGAGUUGUCCCACAAGGUGCUGCUGCUCAGUCUGUGCAGAAGAAGAAAGUUGCGGCCGCUCCGUCGAGCUCGGACUCUGAUUCUAGUGAUGACGAGCAGCCGGCGAGUAAGAAGCCUGCGUUGGUGAAGGCGUCUCCAUCUGUGGGCAAGGCUGUUAGUGGUGUAGUUGCUGGUGGUAAGAAGGUGGUCGGGAAGCCUGCGUCGUCGAGUUCCGACUCGGAUUCGAGUGAUGAGGGUAAUGCUGGAUCAGCGAAGAAGCCUGUUGGUGUAGUUGUUAGUGGUGUUAAGACAGGGAUGGGAGUUGUCCCACAAGGUGCUGCUGCUCAGUCUGUGCAGAAGAAGAAAGUUGCGGCCGCUCCGUCGAGCUCGGACUCUGAUUCUAGUGAUGACGAGCAGCCGGCGAGUAAGAAGCCUGCGUUGGUGAAGGCGUCUCCAUCUGUGGGCAAGGCUGUUAGUGGUGUAGUUGCUGGUGGUAAGAAGGUGGUCGGGAAGCCUGCGUCGUCGAGUUCCGACUCGGAUUCGAGUGAUGAGGGUAAUGCUGGAUCAGCGAAGAAGCCUGUUGGUGUAGUUGUUAGUGGUGUUAAGACAGGGAUGGGAGUUGUCCCACAAGGUGCUGCUGCUCAGUCUGUGCAGAAGAAGAAAGUUGCGGCCGCUCCGUCGAGCUCGGACUCUGAUUCUAGUGAUGACGAGCAGCCGGCGAGUAAGAAGCCUGCGUUGGUGAAGGCGUCUCCAUCUGUGGGCAAGGCUGUUAGUGGUGUAGUUGCUGGUGGUAAGAAGGUGGUCGGGAAGCCUGCGUCGUCGAGUUCCGACUCGGAUUCGAGUGAUGAGGGUAAUGCUGGAUCAGCGAAGAAGCCUGUUGGUGUAGUUGUUAGUGGUGUUAAGACAGGGAUGGGAGUUGUCCCACAAGGUGCUGCUGCUCAGUCUGUGCAGAAGAAGAAAGUUGCGGCCGCUCCGUCGAGCUCGGACUCUGAUUCUAGUGAUGACGAGCAGCCGGCGAGUAAGAAGCCUGCGUUGGUGAAGGCGUCUCCAUCUGUGGGCAAGGCUGUUAGUGGUGUAGUUGCUGGUGGUAAGAAGGUGGUCGGGAAGCCUGCGUCGUCGAGUUCCGACUCGGAUUCGAGUGAUGAGGGUAAUGCUGGAUCAGCGAAGAAGCCUGUUGGUGUAGUUGUUAGUGGUGUUAAGACAGGGAUGGGAGUUGUCCCACAAGGUGCUGCUGCUCAGUCUGUGCAGAAGAAGAAAGUUGCGGCCGCUCCGUCGAGCUCGGACUCUGAUUCUAGUGAUGACGAGCAGCCGGCGAGUAAGAAGCCUGCGUUGGUGAAGGCGUCUCCAUCUGCGGGCAAGGCUGUUAGUGGUGUAGUUGCUGGUGGUAAGAAGGUGGUCGGGAAGCCUGCGUCGUCGAGUUCCGACUCGGAUUCGAGUGAUGAGGGUAAUGCUGGAUCAGCGAAGAAGCCUGUUGGUGUAGUUGUUAGUGGUGUUAAGACAGGGAUGGGAGUUGUCCCACAAGGUGCUGCUGCUCAGUCUGUGCAGAAGAAGAAAGUUGCGGCCGCUCCGUCGAGCUCGGACUCUGAUUCUAGUGAUGACGAGCAGCCGGCGAGUAAGAAGCCUGCGUUGGUGAAGGCGUCUCCAUCUGCGUGUAAAGAUGUUGGUUGUGUGGUUAGUGGUCUUGAAAACGUUGUGUUUAAUUCAACUUUCGCUGAUGGUGAUGGUCAUGUGCGUGGUGAUUUGUUGGGUCAUUCGUUUAAUCGUAAACGCCGUUUCUCGUUUGUUUGUUCCGGUGAUUUUAAGAAUAGGAGUUCGGUUGUUUCUUCUACUGAUAAUCUUCGAUCUGUAACUAAAACGUCUUUCACUGAUUCUAACGGUCCUUUUCGUCGAGUCGAUGAAAAGGAUGUAUUUGUCCAUCCCAAUCUCCGGGACAAUUCGUUUGAGGCGAAGCGGAAUGCACGUGGAUCGUGGGGUGAAAAAGCGAAUCGCGAUUUCAAGUUUACCAGUGGAAAAGCGUUCAAACAAGAGAAAACUAAAAAGAAGAGAGGUUCUUAUAGCGGAGGUUCACUUUCCUUAGAUUCUUGUUCCUUUAAGUUUAAUGAAUAAACAGGUUUUUACUCCUGAUUUUCUGUAAAUAUUUUUCCACUUACAUGCAUUUUGUAAAUAAGAAGAUAGUUAAAAUAUUUUCUAAUGCUUUGCGAUAACUUUGACGUACUGUUUGUUUAAAAAAAGAUUUUGUUGCAAUUUUUUUGAAAUAUCGUCAUUUCAAAUGUUAUCGUUCAGUAAAUCGUGGCUAUUACAAAAUGCAUUGUCUUGUAGUAGUG
This is a messenger RNA of Schistosoma intercalatum, 9650 nucleotides long. NCBI's taxonomy places the organism in Eukaryota, Metazoa, Platyhelminthes, Trematoda, Strigeidida, Schistosomatidae. The record is from the annotation of a GenBank genome assembly.